UUGUCCAAUGUACUCUGUUUUAAUAAGAUAACUUAAAUGCUUGCGAACCAGCGGACAUAAAUCAGUCCAGCUUGUGAUAAAUGCAACAAGAUUUGUUAUGAAUUCACUUUUUACAUUUUUCGUGUUUUUAAUAAAAAACUGAAAAUAAUGUAUUUAGCAAAAGAGGACAGAAUGGUUAUCCUAGUAGCUAAGUUCAUAAUUUCUUUACAAAACUCCCCAAACAGCUGUUCUGGUGGCAGGAGGACAGAAAACGGUUUGCUGCUACAUCAAACAGCCAAUCGUAGGAGAGCCCCUCUAGCCAAUCAGAGGCAAGAAAGGCGGGAUCUUCCUUGGACAUCCUACGAUUCCAAAUGACGUGACAAGCCGAAGCAAGCGGUUUGUUUUGAUGAAAUGAGAGUGUAACUUUUCGACGACCUCACUAGGUCACCAAAGAGGUCUCUACAUGGAGGAUCAUCUGAACAACAAAUAACUGUUCCAUCAGGACCCUCAUAGAGUUCUCUCUGCAGAUGUGUUCACUGUCAUACCUGCAGAAGGGGGCGUUGCCAGGUGUGGGAUCACCUUUGCACCCUCCUGGCUCCUCAGUGUGUGUCUGAUCCCUUGAUUUGAUGCUUCUUCAGGCUGUUAAUUGAGAAGAAUCCAGCUGAGAGUCAGAAGUUCUUUCAUCGUCUACAUUUGGACCUUCUGUGACGGUACUGACUGGCCUCUGCCAGGUGACGACUUACGGGACAGAACAUGUGGAGUGGUCCAGAUUGCCAUGGAGACACUUGAUAAAAAUAAGGAGAAUGGGGUGACACUGGGCCUCUCAACAAACCAAGCUCUGAUGAAGCUCAGAGACCAGCUCAGCAGCCUACUGCAGCAGCAUCAGAGAGAGACGCGGAGGCGAGCCUCUACACUACAAGUGUGGGUGAAUAGCCUCCGGGACAUCCUGCACCAUGGGAAUCGCCACUCCUGUCUUCACUGGCUAGAAGCUGUUUUCACACUUCUGGUGGUUAUGGGACUCAUCUGUUGCCAUGGCAGCCAGCCUUGGGGCAGUUCUGGCAUAGAGCUGGUGAAUGCUGCAGCUCUGCUGCUCCUCCUCCUGUUGAACCUGCUGCUGGUGAGUCGUCAGGAGAGGCUGAAGAGGAGUGAGAUGGUGCGGCGCCUCAACGGCAUCAUCACACAGCUGAGUGACUACCUGUCAGGGGCUGUGGGUGAAGUGCGAUGGCCUCCAUCUCUUUACCCAGACCUGUUCACUCCCUCAUCUCCAUCCUGGUCUCUUCACUGGACCUAUCGUGAUUCCCAGCUGGUCAACCUACCUGUCAGUCUGCUGGUUGAGGGGGACAUCAUCGCCCUGAGACCUGGACAGGAGGCCUUUGCUUCUCUCAGAGGCAUCAAGGAUGAUGAGCACAUUGUUUUAGAACCAGGGGAUUUAUUCCCCCCCUUCUCCCCUCCACCUUCCCCUCGGACCAAGAACAGAGGACCCCAGAACCCCCAUCAGCACCGUCUCUUCAGGGUGGUCCAAACCCCAGUGCUGGACCACGUCCGGAACAGUCUGGAGCUGGCACUGACCCGGCCUGUCUCUGUGCUGGAUAAUGAGAGGUUUACGGUCCAGUUUAUCAUCUCUAAGCGAGUCUUUCCCGUUGUCUUGGUGGCGUUCCUGCUUCUGAACACAAUCCGGUACAUCUGUGGAGCUCCGAACCUCACGCCCACCUUCUACAACUUCAUUCAGCUUCAGGUGAUGGGACUUCUGCCCAUCCUGCCAUUGCUCUUUCCCUUCAUGUGGGUUCUGGUGAAUGCCUUUGGAGAAGCCAGAGUUCUAGCUGAAUUCAGUCGUGCAUCAUCAUCUGGCUUGCUUGCUAAGUUCUCCGAGGACACAUUAAGCAGCUACACCGAAGUUGUUUCCUGGCAGGAGAUGCUGAGGUGUGUGUGGAGACACCUGGUUGGUGUCCUAAAGGGACAAUCCCAGAUGCUCUGCUACACGUCCAGCCUGCUCCACACCCUGGGUUCUGUCACUGUGCUGUGCUGCGUGGACAAACAGGGUAUCCUGUCCUGGCCAAACCCCAGUCCUGAGACUGUCCUGUUCUUCAGUGGACGAGUGGAACUGCCUCACAGCAGCCAGGACAACCUCCGAGAUGACCUGUCUGUCAACUCCUACUGCCAGAUGGAGACCGAGGAUGACAGAGACCAGGUCCAGGAGGCAGAGGCUCUGCUUUGUUUGCCAGAGCAGACCUCCACAAAGCUGUCAGAACCUCUUGAGCCUAGUGAGAUGUCACAUGACCCACCUCUGUCUUCAGAAACACUUCCCUUUUGCCAGCCUGCAUGUUCUGGCUCAAAGCAUCACUCUGGGUCAAAUGUGAGCUUCAGCCACAACAUGGAGGGUGCCGAGGACAACCAAGUCCAGGACUUUGCUUUGGACUUCCUCAGUGCGGAGGCUGAGGAUUUUGUUUGUGACUACCACCUGGAGAUGCUGAGCCUAUCUCAGGACCAGCAUAACCCAGCAAGCAUCCAGUUUGAUGACCUGUCCUGGCAGGGCCACUUACCCUCCUUGAAGCCUUUGGGUCUCAACAUCAUGUUGAACCUGUGUAACACUAGUGUCACCCAGCAGCUUUGCCAUUUCUCAGACCACCUCUCCAACCUGGCCCUGCAGGAGAGCCAUGGUGCUGUCCUGCCUGUCUAUGUCCCUUGGGGGCUGUGUGAGCUCUCCAGACUCAUAGGUUUCACUCCUGGUGCCAGACAGCUCUUCAACCAGGAAAACCACCUGGCUCUGUACCAGUUACCGUUAGGACAGAAGAGGAAGGAGUUAACGUCUCACCGCCUUCACUACUUCACUAAGCGCCAGCCCCCCAUCUCACACCUCAUCUCCCUGUGUGUCCGUGAUGUGUCCUCCAAUAAUGUCCAGAUGCUGUCUCAUGGUUCUGCUGACCUGGUCCUUGAGGCCUGCUCAGACUUCUGGGAUGGGACUGAUAUCUACCCCCUUUCAGGCUCAGACAGGAAGAAGGUUCUGGACUUCUACCAGCGAGCGUGUCUGUCUGGUUACUGCUCAGCCUUCUCCUACAAGCCCAUGCAGGUAACCCUGUCCACCCAUCUGGAUGGAAAGUGUGUGGAGCUAGCUCCUGGUCCCUGUCUGUUCUCUGGGGUGGAGCUGCCCUCCACCACUCCCAUCAAACAAGGCUCCUGCAGGAAUAGCUGGAGUUCUGAUGAGGGGAUUGGUGAAGGUGUGGAGCGGGAGGACUGCGUUCAGGCUCUGAGUGGACAGAUUUUUAUGGGAAUGGUGUCCUCUCAGUUCCAGGCCAGGCUAGACACAGUUCGCCUCAUUGAUGCUCUGGUGGCCGCUUGCAUCCGCUUUGUGUACUUCUCCAUGGACGAUGAGCUCCGCAGCAAGGUAUUUGCAGAGAAGAUGGGACUAGAGACAGGCUGGAACUGCCACAUCUCUCUGACUCCUAAUGGGGACAGUCCCUGUGAGGGAGUGCCAUCCAGCCCCAGUCAUGGUUCUCUGCAUGAAGACGCCCACCAAGAUUCUCGAGAUGAAGCUGAGGGUCCUCUGCUGCAGGAGGAGGAGGGCCACUCAGACAUGGCCAGUUUCCAGCCCACAGACAGUGAUGUUCCCAGCUUCCUGGAGGACUGCAACAGAGCCAAGUUGCCCCGUGGGAUUCACCAGGUCCGUCCUCACUUGAAGAACAUUGAUAACGUGCCUCUUCUGGUGCCACUCUUCACUGACUGCACCCCCGACACCAUGUGUGAGAUGAUGAAGAUCAUGCAAGAGAACAGGGAGGUCAUCUGCUGCCUGGGAAGCUCUGCCAAUUUCCGUAACAGUCGUCUGUUUCUGCAGAGCGACCUCAGCAUCUCCCUAGACCCUCUUUAUCCAUCCCAGUGUUCCUGGGAGACCUUUGGCUAUGCCACUGGAGGCAGACCUUCUGGAGACAUGGAAGGGCUGUCUCCUCUGAUGCUGUCUGGACAGCUCAACAGCCUGGGCUGCUCUGUCUGCUUCCACCAGGGAGACAGCGUCAGCAUGGUCAAGCUGAUCGAGCAGGCUCGCCACACGACCUCUGGCAUCCGCAAGUGCUUCCUGUUCCUGCUGCAGUGUCAGCUGAGUCUGGUCAUCAUCCAGUUCUUAGCUUACCUGGUGCAGCUUCCUCCUCCCAUGAACACCACCGACAUCCUCUGGGUGUCCUGCUUCAGCUGCCCUCUGCUCAGCGUGUCUCUCCUGGGCAAGCCGCCUGACAGCUCCGUCAUGACCGUCGCCACUGGGAAGAACUUGGAUUCAAUCCCAAGGAAGACACAGAACUACUUCCUGGGCUGUUUCGUGCUGAAGUUUGGCCUGACGGUGUGCACCUACCUGCUGGUGUUUGGCUUCACUCUGCAGGCCUUCUGUCCCAUGGGCACUAACGGGACCUUCACCAACGCCUCCACGACCUGUGGUUCCGUGUUCACUGCCAGCUCAUCGGAGCAGACCCUUCAGUGGUUCGGAGAGCUAUCCAACGGCCUGCUGCUCACUCAGAAACUGAUGGCUGGCUUCCUCGUGCUACACACAGUGGUGAUCUCCCUCAGCUAUGUGCACCGCUCUCAACCGCUCUGGAGGAAGAGUCCCUUCAGCAACAGCUGGUGGUGUCUCACGGUCCCUGUUGUACUGCUGGGCCAGGUGGUUCAGGCUACGCUGGACUUCCAGCUGUGGCAGAACCAGAGCAGCAUCCUGACGUUCCGCCUGGAAAACAUCCCUCUGGAGGCCUGGCUGCUUGCAUGCUUGUCUCCUCUUCUGGUGGUGAUGGUCAACGAGGUGAUGAAACUCCAUGAGAUCCGGGUUCGAGUUCGAUACCAGAAGAGACAGAAGCUGCAGUUUGAAACCAAACUGGGGAUGAACUCUCCUUUCUAACGUUGCCUUGGACUGGUGGGACUGGGAACCAGCAGCUGCUGCUCAUCGGUCUGGUCCAACCAGAGGUUCCACAGGAGCUCCUCUCAGUCUUUUAUCCAGUCCUUGGCUGGCAGCAGCCUGUUCUACAGACCGGCUCUGAUGCAGUCCACCCUCGGUGCGUCCGCCUGCUGGAGCCGCUCUGACCCACGCCCAGCAGCCUGCUCUGUCAGCAGCCCACGCUUUGGUACGUUGGCUAGUUCUGUGUUAGUCUGGAGGAGCCAAAGUCCUUCCUGUCCAGAUCACUGGGAUUCUGAUCCACAUCCUGGAAUGUCGGGAUGCUUCCACACAUGCUGCUGUUUAGUUGAGCCGGCUUCUCCUGCUCCUGGUGGACCUGGAUCUGAUGGGAGGUUCUACAGCUGCUCUAUCUGAGUCCAACACUGUCUGGUGAACCCAUGAAUUCUGCUACAUGAUUUAACACAGCUGGGUUCUGGUCCACUCUAGGCCAUAGGGACUGGUUCUGGACUGAAGCCCCACACACCAGGUGGUUCUUGUCUCCAUCACCAAGCUUCUGGCAGAGUUCUGGUUGGUCUUUGCCUCCUCUUGGCCAGGCAGGACCACCCCAGGAGCUUACUGUCAUCCAAUUCAAACGCAGUUUGACGUUUGCGGGUCAGUGUACUGAGCGGUGUCGGGUUCUAACACCUGCUAGGUCCGUCGGCAGCAUUUAUUUACAGGUUGUGAAUACUUGUGAGAUCUAUGACACCAGCUGUUUUUAGAAGCACGAUGGUUCAGCCCAAAUGAAUGUGCUGCUCCGGUCUGCGGUGGUGUGGUUCUGAAACCACCAUCAAGUCAUGUUUUAGGGUUUCCUUUUCUGUUCGUUCAUGCAACUGUGCCGUCUGAGUUCUUGGCGAGCGUUGCUCAGACCACUGGAUGUGUUUGGACCUUGUGCUUAACUCAUGGAUCUCGUGGAAGAUCUGCUGUGCCACCGGGUGCAAGUGGUGGCUGAAUACCCACAACGUUCACACGACUCUAAGUUGUAUGGUUGGGAGCUUUUAGCCAAAUUCUUUGUGUACUGAUAGUUUUCUGUAAAUAAAUGGUGUUUUGGGG
Messenger RNA from Nothobranchius furzeri (turquoise killifish), 5932 nucleotides. The record is from RefSeq and is a predicted model, not a curated record. NCBI's taxonomy places the organism in Eukaryota, Metazoa, Chordata, Actinopteri, Cyprinodontiformes, Nothobranchiidae.